UGAAUUUGACAGAAAAUCAUAAUAACCUCUAAUUGAAUUUUAUAAUCAUCAACCAAUGGAAAUUGAAAAUAAUAAACUCUGAUUGUGAUUAUAAAUUGAAGUGUAUAUGUAAGAAUCUAGAAUGAAUGUUUUAAGAUUACUGAAGAGUAUACAUCAACAUCAACCGAUCUCAAAACUUUGCCAUCUGAAAUACAGUUCCCACCACCCGGCGAGAUUUUUAGAAAUUCAAGAUAAAUGGAGGGAGACAGAUGGAAUGUCUAAAAAUUGGGAACUUGUCUAUAAAGCUCCAAUGGAUAAUGCAAUUAACUUCACAUCCGCAUAUUUGACACUAUCAUCAAGUAUUAUAGCAACUUCUGCAUUAUAUUAUACAACAUUUGUGUUUGAUUAUGAAGCAAUAAAUGAUCCAUUGAUUUGGGGAGACGGCAUUAUAGUCGCUAACAAUGCAACUGAAUUCAUUGUAUAUCUGACUUCAUUCUUUCUUUUUCAUAUUGCAAUCAAAGUUUUGCUUAAUAAAUAUGUUCUACGAUUAUAUCAAAAUGAUGAUAACUAUGUAGCUGUUUUCAGAGGGCACUGGUACAAUUAUACAUUCAAACACAAAUUCCAUUUGAAUGAUUUUAAAAAGUUGAGUCCUACAUUUGUAGUAUCAUGGGGUAAUGCAAGAUAUGAUCUUGGUAAGAAGCAUGGAAUUCUCUUGGAAAAUUAUUUUAAGACACCUGAGCAUUUGAAUUAUUUAUUAUUUAAGAGGAAAAAUAAACUUAUUGAUUAGAAUAAGAAGUUGUACACUUUUUUGUUGAUUAUGUCAGGCAAUGUAGAGAAAAUAAAAGAUUUAUUUAUUAUC
Molecule: messenger RNA, 838 nt
Organism: Zerene cesonia (dogface butterfly)
Lineage: Eukaryota; Metazoa; Arthropoda; Insecta; Lepidoptera; Pieridae
Exons: 1
Coding region: 122-766 (214 amino acids)
Source: RefSeq, a predicted model, not a curated record